AAGACUUGAAUUCAAAUGCAGACACUUCCUUGGCUAUAUGACCCUACGCAAGGCACUUAUCCUCUCUUUGCCUCAAUUUCCUCAGUUUCAGAAUGGGGAUAAUAAUAGCACCUACCUCUCACACUUGUUUUUCCUUUAGGGAGCUGAAAGCUGAUGAGCCCUGAACUAAGGAGAGCAAGAAGCCUCUUCUCAAUGGCACUCAGUGAAGAGAAGACUUUGGCAGAGAGGGCGACUGGAGCAGAGGCAGUGCUGGAUGGGAGCGUGAAGCACCACGGAGGCUGGAACAGGCAGAAACUAGAGGCUGACUGCUCCGUGGGUCUGGGCAGCACGCAGCCUUUUCUGGAUGCCAGUGGAGGAAAAUGCAGCCCCCUGGGGGAGGAAGAAGAGCUGACCAUCAGGAAGGCCAGGCCCGCCCACGUGGCUGCGGCUGGAACGUGGGAAAAGCACCACGCCCACAAAGAAGGCAGCUCGCUGACCUCAGCGGGGGGCUCCUUCAUCCCGGGACCUGAACCUGCCUAUCGCCAUUUGCUUCCUGAAGACGGGACUGCAACAGCAACAGGAGACCUUUCGCUAGAAAUAGGAGCCCAGAUGGAGGAGAAAUUGUGUCUUGACUCUCCAGAGCUACUGCAGAAUAUUGCUGAUCCUCUAGCCAGGACUCUCAGCUCAGGAGAGGUUGCUGAUGAUGAAGAUGACUGCUCCAGUUUUGAAUCCCCCCGAAUCCAUGGUCUGAGGCAACAACCUUACAGCUCCAGUUCUUCUUUCUCAUUGAGGUGGAAAUCUUUGCUGAACCUGGAUUUAUCUGCCCUUUCUCUUGCCAGCCACAGCUUUCCCACCUCACCUGCCCCAAAUGGUUUCCUAAGGCAGAGAGAGGAAAUAGGAUCCCAAAGCCUGUGGCCUGCUAAAAGCUCUUCAUUUGAGCCCACAGCCUCAUGUUUACCAUCUGGUUUAUUGAGCUCUGCAUUGGGCCCCUUGCUUCCAACACAUGGAAUGCCAUGUCCAGCAUCCCGCAGUGGUGAAGCUGUAGCUGAGGCGAGCAGGAGGCGGUCCUCUUUUCAGACUGAUUACUGGGCCUGUGUGCUGCCGGAUUCCCUUCCUCCAUCUCCUGAUCGUCACUCCCCUCUUUGGAAUCCAAAUAAAGAGUAUGAAGACUUGCUUGAUUAUACUUACCCUUUAAAGCCCAAGGCCCAGCUUCCAAAGCAUGUUGACAGCCAUGUGCUGGCCGACACCUUCCUGCAUGACUCAGGUGUUGACCUGGACAGCUUUUCCCUCUCACCUGAGAACACCCUGAAGUCCCCUGCUACUCUGUCCCAUGACUGCCUACCAACAGAACCAGAUGUUCAUCUCCCUCCAGAACCCAGGAGCUGUGAUGACAAGUUUUCUACUGUGGUGUCCCAGACCCAGGGUAGCUUCGGAUUGGCAGCUUCUAGUCAAUUUACAUCUACUCCCAAGUCCAGUAGUAGACAUGCUCUUCAGAAUGACAAGGAGCAACUUCUAAUGAACUUCAGGAAAUCUCUACCUAUGGGAAGAUGCCUCGAGGUGCACUUGCCAUCGCCUGGAGAAUGGUCCCAAGGGAGUUCCUUUUCGACAAUUACAGGAAAGAAUGGUGGGAGUGGUGAUCUCCAGUGUCUUUCCCAUGAGGCUCCAGUGGAAUCUGGGUGGAAAACACCAGAAGAUAUUGAAAUUGAAGAAGAAUAUCUUGCUCUGCCCCCUCGGCUGACCCAGGUUUCCAGUCUGGCUCCAUAUCUGUCUACCAUUCAGACACCUGAUUCCCAGCCUUCUGUAGCCACUGAAGGGCAAGGUUUACCAGCUGCCUCUAGUGGUAAAGAGCCAGCUCCCCUUCUGCACCAUAGCAAAAGGCAGUCUCCUACUUGGGAAGAAUCCAGAGGGAAGUGGGGUCCUCUAGAUAAGGAUUGCUGUACCCAGACGCCCCACUCUCAGUUUCAAGAACUUGAUAGGGAAGGUGAUACUAACACAUUGAUCAGUCAGGACCCAGGAGGCCCAGCCAGCCGACUAAGGACAAUUUCCUCCUUUAGGAAAAUGCUUGGGGGGCUGGCUUAUUCUGACUUGAAGCCAGAAGGGCAGCAUCUGAAGAAAGAGAGGGACCAAGAAAGAGAAUCCCUUCUGCAGUGUGUGAAGAUAUUUUGCUGUUACCUGGAGGAGCUCAUUUGCUGGCUGUAUAAAGUAGCUGAAGUUACAGACAACCUGAUUCCACCAAAAUCUAACCUUGCAAGUCUCAAGUCUUCCCUGCAGCUUUAUCGGCAAUUUAAAAAAGACAUAGCUGAACACCAAUCCCUGACUGAGAGUGUCUUACAGAAAGGGGAAAUUCUGCUCCAGUGCUUGUUGGAUAACGCAUCAGUUUUAAAGGAUGUCCUUGGGUUGAUUGCAAGGCAAUCCAGUGAGCUGGAGGACCAUGCAGAACGCCUGUAUGACUCAGUCUUAGCAGCUCUAGACAUGAUGGCCAGGGCUUCUGGCCCAGACAGCAAGCCAGCUACAUGUGAAAGGAUAUAACCAGGUAACAUCUCAAGCAGUGUUGGAAUCUGCCAGCCCAAACCUGGUUGUUUGGAAAAACAAGAAUUUGCUGGAAGCCCAGCAAAAGUGAUUUUUUGCCAGAUCAUACUGAUGUAGCAGAGAACCACAGCACUGACCUACUGGCUCUAAAUGAAUUUCUCGUGUGUGAAGUGGAAAGCUACUUCAAUUAUUAUUGAAAAAAUGAAUCUUCUAAUUAGAACCCAUAAAAGGGAAAAGCAGAUGCCUUCCAGACCAAGGUUUUCUCAAAUGGUGCUUCCAGCGACUCUAUGGGGAUUGCCAAGCCACUCAGCUUCUUAGUUCUUAAUAGAAAAUAGUGUGACAAGUUUGUCCGCUUAAAAAUGGAAUGGCAACAGUUCUCAUAGCCAGACAGUUGUCUCAAGAACCUGUUUGCAUCACCUGUUUUAUUUAAGUGUCCACAGAAGGCUAGAAAUAUGACAUUGAAAAUACUUUGCUUCCAAACUGGGAACUAAGAGGUAUCAUUGGCCAGAGGCUUUUGAUCUUUCCACAAAGAAACCUCAUUUGGGAAAAUCAAAUCUUGUUUGGGAAACCUCAUUUUGCAUGUUUACAACAAGAAAGGCAUUAACACUUGACCUGCUGAUGAAAAUGAAUACAGCCCAUUGAAAUGUUGGGGAGAUAGUAACACUAGUUUUCUUGCUGAGGACAAUUGUCUUCUCUGUUGAAUUGAAAAGAUGGUACCUCAGUAAAAAACAUUAAAUGCCUGUUACUGAAGGCACUUCAGAUUCUUAUCAAAUGGAUGAUUUGAUGUGAUUUUUAUGCCCAUCUCUUGGGUAACUUACAGUAUUCCUCGAAGUUUAGGUUCUAAGUGUACCUCUACCCUUAGCAAAAGCACUAGAAAAAGAAGAUGGAGUCUCCUUACCACCUUAAAGUGGAAGUGUAAUUUAACCAAUUAAAUAAUUCUAUACCUUUUUAGAAAAGUGAUGCUAACUAUCGGCCUGCAGAACAUAAAACUCCAUUUUCACAAACUGAAUUCUCUCAGGUCAUGAAUGAAAGAAGAUAAAAGAGGAAAGUAGGUAGAAUAUAAAAAUCCUAAUAACUAAGAAUUGAGAAAAGGGUGUUUGGUAGUAGAGCAUUAGAAAAAAGCCCUUAGGGGUUUUGGGGAAUACUUUUAGAUUUGAAUAUGUUGCUUUAUAAAGAAAAGCCAGUUACAUUUAUGAAGGAUGGGAUAGGUCGGCUGUAGAUUUAAUUAUUUUCUGAGGUUAACCGUGAGGUACGUAUUUCUAAACAUUCAACUGUAGCGAAAGAAAAUUGCAAGCCCCAUUAAAGUGGUAUAAAACCUCUUUGAAGCUAGAUUAUAGUAAUGUUCUGGGAUAUACAAAAUGUAAAUUGCUUACCUAUAUGUUCUAGCCAAUUCCAGCCAUUUCAGAUUGUUGGUCAUGCAUUACAAAGAGGUAAUUCCUGCCUAGUCUGUUACAAGGAAUUCUAAGUUAGAUGGUAAAAUGUUUAUGGGGAGGAAAUAAUCCUCUAAGACUUAAGACCAGUUAAAACACAAAAUGAAAUGUCUCUAGAUGUGUUGUUAAUUAAAUUAAUAAUAUACACUAUCGACAGAAGGCUAGAGUAAAGACGACCCUGGUUCAAGUUCUCUUCCUGACAAUAUGUGACUCUGAUCCUGGGCAGUUGUGACCUAAAUCAUGCAGUGCCCUACCCUGCCCUGGCCUAGCCUUCAGGCAGUUCACUAAGACUGUCACUAAGACUGGAGGAGUUACUGGUCUGCAUUGAUGGAGGGAGUCAACAUAUUGGAAGUUCUAUAUACAAAUGAAAUUGUUGUUCUGGAAACACUUCCCCUCCCCUUCAAAAAAAAAACUGUCCUAUAGAGACAGUUGGUAUAGGAGAGAAAGAAUGCUGGGCUUGGAGUUAGAAAAACAAGGCUUAAUCCUGCCACUAGCAAUGUGACUAUGGGCCAAUCACUUCACCUGCUUCCUCUAUGAUAAUGUGUGAAUGCCUAUAGUAGGCAUCUCAUGAGAUAUACUGUGAUGUUCAAAUGAAAAUGUCUGUAAAGCACUGUGUAAAAAAACCAGUCAACGGCUUCUCAGAGUGUGGUCAGGGAAAAAUGAGACAGGUUACAGGAGGUCAAAAAUAUUUUUCAUAAUACAGUUUAAUUUCUAAAUUAGAAAUAUGAGGGUCCUCAGUUUUUAAUUAUAAAAGGUCUUGGGACGAGAAAGUUGGGAAGCACUGAACUGAGUCAUAGACUGGUUGUGAUCAGUAUUAGUGAAAGGGAUGUCUAAUACUAGUGAAAUCACAGACACUUCAUAUUUUGCCCCCAAAUACACAGUAAUCCUUAAAGGAAGAGAAAUACUAGUUUGCCACAUUUGGACUGAUUUUAAAAUAGGAAUCUGUACAUGUGUCAGCUGUAUCAGAAGAACAUCCUGUAGAAAGAAGCUACUCAGUACUAUAUAACAAGUGACAGCAGAAAAUGGAAAUCUACACUCAUGGUGCCUCCUGAAAUUUAGUACUAGAUUUACACGACUUAGGAAAGGGAAGUUCCACAGAACAUUGAUGGGAGAAACCCUUUUUCUAUAAGUGACACUCCAACUCUACAUCAUACAAAAGAUUUUUUAAGAUACUAGCAUUCAAAUUCUUUUUCCAGUGAGUAGCAAAACACCACACUAUCUGUGGAAGUUGCUUUAUAGCUGGCUGAGAAAGCCAGUAGCCAAGUCGAUAGCCACUAUUCUUUUUUUUUUAUUGGCGGGGGGGGGGGGAAUGAGGCAAUCGGGGUUAAGUGACUUGACCAG
Messenger RNA from Vombatus ursinus (common wombat), 5279 nucleotides. It is a transcript of the gene CEP68, whose product is annotated as centrosomal protein 68. NCBI's taxonomy places the organism in Eukaryota, Metazoa, Chordata, Mammalia, Diprotodontia, Vombatidae. The coding region runs from base 154 to 2508 and encodes 784 amino acids. The record is from RefSeq and is a predicted model, not a curated record. The transcript has 7 exons.